Lathyrus oleraceus (garden pea) is the source of this 2565-nucleotide messenger RNA. RefSeq lists its product as uncharacterized. Gene Ontology annotation, biological process: proteasome-mediated ubiquitin-dependent protein catabolic process. The transcript is spliced from 9 exons. Lineage: Eukaryota; Viridiplantae; Streptophyta; Magnoliopsida; Fabales; Fabaceae. The record is from RefSeq and is a predicted model, not a curated record. The coding region runs from base 179 to 2137 and encodes 652 amino acids. Gene Ontology annotation, molecular function: protein binding. Gene Ontology annotation, cellular component: GID complex.
AAUUCUCACCUUUUUUCAUAUUCCCAUCACAAGAAACUAAACAAAUAAAAAGAAAAUUAGAAUUUUUAGAUAAAAAAUAAAAAAUAAAAAAUAAAUUAGAUCUCGGCGUCGUAGCUGUUGAAUGUGGAGGUUAUUCCGCCAACUCCUCCACCGUGCAUGAGCUUCCUCCGCCGUCACCAUGCCUGCUACUCGUCCUUCAUCCGAUCAAAUCCUCCACCGUCUCUCCUCCUCCGAAUACGAAAUCAAGCUCAAAGCUAUCAGAGAAGUUAAAAAUCAGAUUAUCGGUAACCGUACCAAGAAACUCUCGUACAUCAAGCUCGGAGUCGCUCCCGCCGUCGCCGUUGCUCUUGCUGAAGCAAACGCUGAUUCCGAUUCCGGUGCCAAUCUUAUAGUUCAAUCGGCCGCUGUUCUUGGUAGCUUUGCUUGUGGCGUCGACGAAGGCGUUCACGCCGUCCUUGACACCGGAGCUUUUCCUCAUUUAAUUCGGCUCCUCUCCGUCGCCGAUGAGAAGGUAGUGGAUGCGGCUGCGCGCUCUUUACGAAUGAUUUAUCAGUCGAAACUGGCUCCGAAAUUUGAUUUUCACAAGGAAGAAAACAUGGAUUUUCUUCUUUCACUAUUGAGAAGUGAGAAUGAAAAUCUUACUGGACUUGGUGCAGGUAUUGUUAUUCAUUCUUGUCAGACAAGGGAUGAACAAAAUAUAUUAUCUGAUGCUGGUUCUUUAGAGAAACUUAUUAGCGGUCUUGAUGGUUCAAUAAGCCAGCGAGAUGCUAGUUUAGAGUCCAUAGCUACGAUUCUUAAAAAGAAUCCAGGAGCUGUCGCUAAGUUUGCGGAACUUCAAAAUGGAAGAGCGCUGCGUUCUGUAAUUGAAUUAACCAAGGAUCGACACUCUCGGACAAGGUUGCUGGCCUGCUUGUGCCUAAUCUGUAUAAAGAAUUCUUCGUCGCGCGUUCUGCAAGACAUAGCAAUCAAAACCAAAUUGAUAUAUAUUUUGCUUGAGCUCCUUGAUGAUUCUGGUCAAGUUGGAGAAGAGGCUUCCUUUGCUUUUUCGAGUUUAGUUGCUGGAAAGGAAGAUAUGCAGAAGUUAGCAUUUGAAGCAAAUGCUAUAGACAAAUUCUACAAUCACUUGCAAAAUUGUGAUUUACAUCCCAAACGUCUUGAAGGGAUAUUUCUAGCACUGGCCGAUCUUUGCUCAAAACUGGAAUGCUGCAGGGCGAGGUUUAUGUCAUUGCAGGUCUUAAAUCUACUAAUUAAUGCCUUAACCCAUGAUGAAGCCAAUGUGCGGACUGCAGCUUGCAUUUGCUUAAAAACUGUCUCACGCUCAAUCAAGAAUUUGAGUGCAGGUUAUUUCAUGAAUGAAAGGAUUGUCAUUCCAUUAGUACGGCUUCUCUCUGAUCUUUGCACUUCUGUCCAGGUUGCAGCCCUUGGUGCUAUUAGCAACAUAGUAGUGGACUUUACACCAAAUAAGUCAACAUUCAUACAAUGCGGUGGCAUUAAAGAGCUUGUCCAUUUGACAAAGUCUAUGGAUUCGUCUUUAAGGUUGAAUGCUGUGUGGUCCUUGCGGAACAUGAUAUUUCUCGCUGAUAAGAUGUGCAAGGAAGCAAUUUUUAUGGAGUUGACUGCUUCUUCAGUAGCUAGCCUUAUCUGUGAUCCCGAGCCUUCUGUUCAACACCAAGCUUUGGCCCUUGUUCGCAAUUUUGUUGAUGGAUGUAUGGAUUGUGUUGAAUUUGCUUUUGCUGAAAAUGGUAUCAUACUGGAUGCUGUUGGAAGGCAAUUGAAAAAAUCCUCAAGAGUUGAAAUCAUUAUACAGGGGAUGUACGCAGUCAGCAAUAUUGCAAGUGGAAAUGAGUUUCAUAAAGAAGCCAUAAUGCAGCUUCUCUUUCCAGAAGAAGAAAGUGGAUCUCACUCUUUCUUGAGUCAGUAUUUGCACAACAAUGACAGCCGUCUACGCACAUCUUCUGCUUGGAUCAUAGUAAAUCUCACUGCUCCUGCAAGUCCCGGUGCAUUUGGCCGGAUUGCAAAACUGCGCAGUUAUGGCAUUGUUUCUCAAAUCAAGAGGAUGGCCAGUGACCCUUGCAUGGAUGUUAAGCUUCGAGCGCGAAUUGCACUUGGGCAGAUUAUUUCUUUUGGCGAUAGUUAAAUCAAUCAGUUCUUCCUUUUAGAGCACCUUAUAAGUUCCUCCUUCUGCUUCCAGCUUCCAAAACGGUGUUUCAAUUUGCUUUUAUUUUUUUCAACCAGUCAGAGCAGUGUAAAGCUUUUCAAUUUUGUAAGCACUCCUGACCCGGUUACCAUUACCUUCCCCAAAGUCUAUUAUUUUCUUGUAAGUUGGAAGCUCAAAGUAGAUUUACAGGCUAUAUAGCAUUGUGCCAUAUGAGUAGAGUCAGUGUCGAUUUUAGAACUUAGUUUCAACUUCAUUGUGGUUCUGAUGCAGUGACAAAUAGUGGAGUUUUAUGGGUAAGCAAAGUGCUGAGGGGUAAUGCUUGAGGGUGUUUCUAGUUUUCGUGCGUAUUUAGUAACUUGUAAACAAGCUUUUGUGGUUCAUAAAUUGCUUGUUCUCUUUUCAGUGAA